GAUCUGCUCAAGCACUACGAGGAGUAUGGAGUCAUCAUCUGCAAACCGUGCAGCUUCGCCAUCCAGCCCAGCGCAUUGGCGAGCCACCUGCUCAAGCACCAGAUCUAUCGCAGCGAGAGACGUAAACUGAUCUCUCAGCUGGUCCACCUGAAGCUCACCGAUCCUGCCGACGUCGUGGAUCCCGCUCCCAUGUCCAACCCGGUGCCUGAGCUCCAGAUCUACAAAGGCCUCCGGUGCUUGCAUAAGGGAUGUCAGCACAUUUGCGCAAGUGAGAAGCGCAUGUCUCAGCACUGGUCCGAAGUUCAUGGCGAGCGAGAAUCAAAGAAUGUCAUCACUCGACCCGCUUGGCUCCAGACCUUCUUUCGCGGCAACAAGAUACGAUACUUCGAAGUCUCAGGGCCUGUCAAUGGCCCUGUGAGCAUUACGAGCAGUCCUGCAAGCAAUGAUUCCCCAGCAACCCCGCGGACCAAUAUCGACUCCACCUCCUCGCCCGUAGAGCCGCCUCUGACACUGGACAUGGACUCAUUGCGAUAUUUGUUGUACUACAAAGAGCAUACAGCCCUUAGUUUGCCGAGAAAUGAUCGUGAAUCGACCUGGUUCUGGACGGCUGGCAUCCCCCAAGAAGCGUUGAAACAUCCAUUUCUCAUGUCAGGGCUGCUUGGCCUGGCUGCUUUCCACAUGGCUAGAGUCACUCCCGAUCCUGCUCAGUCGGCUUAUCAUCAUGCCGCUUCUGUUCGCUAUCAGGCAGCUAGUUUGACGGACUUUCGAGAACUGACGCGACGUCCUGAUGUCUCCAAUGCCGUGGCUCUGAUUGCAUACUCACGUCUGAUCGCCAUUCAGCGCUGUACCCGAGACAUAGACGAUGCCUACAAAGUGAAUUGGAUUACCGAAUUCAUGUAUCUCAUCCGAGGUAGCGUGGAACAAUUGAUCUCACUACAAGCUUUCCUUCCACACGACUGCGAGUUCAAGUUAUCUUUGCAACAGCUAGAAGGCAUCGCGAGAUUGGACGAUGAAGCAGCUCGCAGCAAAGACGCGGAGAACGUGGCGAAAAUUCCUUCUCUCAUGCUGGACCGACUCGACCAGCUACCACAGCGGUUAGGACAAGUCCUAGGCAAACCAGAUCCAGCCAACAUGAAGGAUGUCCAGGCUUCUUUCGAGGCGUGCACGGCACUGAUUGCAGCUUAUGCUCGGGCCUACUCGGCAAAGGCGCCCCCGGUGUCCGCUCAUCCCCCGCUCGAGCCGCGCGGCGACAUGGUAGCAGCCAUCUGGAACGGAUUCGAGUCGUGGACGCGAACUGUGAGUGACCACUAUAUACACCUCCUGGAAAUCAACGAUGGUCCGGCACUCAUUAUCCUGGCUCACUUCUGCGUGCUGGUCAAGCGCUUCGAAGAGCGGUACUGGUAUGUCCAAGGGAUGCCUGGACGUAUGAUUGAACUCAUCGAAAAUAAGCUGGAUGAUCACUUGAAGCCAUUCGUAAAUGAUUUA
This is a messenger RNA of Sphaerulina musiva SO2202, 1485 nucleotides long. RefSeq lists its product as uncharacterized. The annotation marks the transcript as partial. Gene Ontology annotation, biological process: regulation of transcription by RNA polymerase II. NCBI's taxonomy places the organism in Eukaryota, Fungi, Ascomycota, Dothideomycetes, Mycosphaerellales, Mycosphaerellaceae. The transcript has a single exon. The record is from RefSeq and is a predicted model, not a curated record. Gene Ontology annotation, molecular function: DNA-binding transcription activator activity, RNA polymerase II-specific.